This is a messenger RNA of Hermetia illucens (black soldier fly), 949 nucleotides long. RefSeq names its product S-phase kinase-associated protein 1-like. Gene Ontology annotation, molecular function: cullin family protein binding. The record is from RefSeq and is a predicted model, not a curated record. Gene Ontology annotation, biological process: SCF-dependent proteasomal ubiquitin-dependent protein catabolic process. Gene Ontology annotation, cellular component: nucleus; cytoplasm. The transcript is spliced from 2 exons. Lineage: Eukaryota; Metazoa; Arthropoda; Insecta; Diptera; Stratiomyidae. The coding region runs from base 146 to 634 and encodes 162 amino acids.
CUUCCUUUAUGGCAGCAUUAAACAUCGCAAGAAUUAAACGUACCAAUAUGUAUUCCUGACAUCUGAGAGCCUAGUUUUUUCUGAAGGGAACCAUUAUUCGUAAAGUCGUCGUUCCAAGUGUUGUGAAAAAAUCGUGAGGAUCAAGAUGCAGACUAUAAAACUACAAUCGUCAGACGGUGAAAUCUUCAACACCGACGUACAAAUUGCCAAGUGCUCGGGCACCAUUAAAACAAUGCUUGAAGACUGCGGCAUGGACGAAGGCGAAGAUGCAGUUGUCCCUCUGCCUAAUGUAAAUUCGACAAUUCUACGGAAGGUUUUGCACUGGGCUAACUAUCACAAGGAUGAUCCCCAGCCCACAGAAGACGAUGAAAACAAAGAAAAACGGACCGACGACAUUUCAUCAUGGGAUGCCGACUUCCUAAAGGUAGAUCAAGGUACGCUUUUCGAGCUGAUUCUAGCCGCCAACUACUUAGACAUCAAAGGACUUCUGGAUGUAACCUGCAAGACAGUAGCGAACAUGAUUAAAGGCAAAACACCCGAGGAGAUCCGCAAAACAUUCAAUAUAAAAAAUGACUUCACUGCGGCCGAGGAAGAGCAAGUACGUAAGGAGAACGAGUGGUGCGAGGAGAAGUAAAUUGGGAACUCCCCUUCAUAUAAUAUCUCGAAAACAUACUAACUCGACAUUUUCGACGUCGAAGUUAUCUGUAAAAAGAUGUUAGACUAUAAACAUUUCAGCUCCAUUUUGUUUUUCGAUCGUGCUGUGUUACUCAUAGGCAUUCGGCGUUGCACCAUAAAUUGCAAGUUUCUCCGUCUCUGAUUCAUUGUCGCUCAGUGCUCUGAGAAUUAUUUGUUUGGAUUCAAUAUACCCCGGCGGUGGGCAAAUAUUUUUUCUGUUGGAGAUGCAAUUCUUGUUUUUCAAAUAAAUUUCAUAUUAAUAUUUUAAACCCAA